Molecule: messenger RNA, 801 nt
Organism: Aspergillus chevalieri
Lineage: Eukaryota; Fungi; Ascomycota; Eurotiomycetes; Eurotiales; Aspergillaceae
Gene: BOS1
Product: golgi SNAP receptor complex member 2 family protein
Exons: 3
Coding region: 1-801 (266 amino acids)
Biological process (GO): endoplasmic reticulum to Golgi vesicle-mediated transport; vesicle fusion
Cellular component (GO): Golgi apparatus; SNARE complex; late endosome membrane
Molecular function (GO): SNARE binding; SNAP receptor activity
Source: RefSeq, a predicted model, not a curated record
AUGAACUCGCUUUUCAAUUCUGCGCUUAAGCAGUCGUCUGCGAUCCGGCGGGAUCUGGAGACCUUUUCGGAGUCGCCCGCGACGUCAUCUGCAGCACUACAAGGUGAGUCGCUCUCGGAUGAAUACGCGUGUCUGGUUCGGGAUGAAAUGCUGAUGGUUGUCAAUGCAGGCCAGAUCGCAGCUUCGUUAGCAUCGCUAUCGCGAACGGUGGACGACUACUCGGCGCUAUCCAAGAAGGAAUUGAUCCCUGCGAAACAAGAGAAGGCGUUUGAACGGGUUAAGAACUUUCGAGCAGAGCUUGGGGACUACAGACAGCAAUUUGACGGCCUUCGCAAAGUGCGAGAAGAUGCUCAAUCCAUGUCGAACCGCAACGAACUCCUCGGCCGUCGACCGCAUCAUGCCGCGACUCCGGAAAACCCCUACGCACAAUCUGCCCUCCCUCAAUCAUCGCCAUUCGCCCCUUCGACUACGUCGCGAUCUGGACUGAGCUUUGGCGCACCGCCGGCCGAUUAUAACCGAGAAACGCACGCGCUGCGCGAACAGUCAUUCCUGGGCAACACCAGUAACCAGCUGGAUGAAUUUCUCGACCGGGGACGCGCGGUGCUUGCAGAUCUGGGAGAGCAGCGGGAAAUCCUCAAGGGUACGCAGCGGCGACUGUACAGUGUUGCCAAUACGCUGGGCGUGAGCGGGGAUACGAUUCGGAUGGUGGAGCGACGGGCUAAGCAGGAUAAGUGGAUUUUCUGGGUUGGAGUGUUGAUAUUCUUCUUGUUCUGCUGGGCGGUGUUGCACUUUUUGCGAUGA